Messenger RNA from Schistocerca gregaria, 487 nucleotides. RefSeq lists its product as uncharacterized. NCBI's taxonomy places the organism in Eukaryota, Metazoa, Arthropoda, Insecta, Orthoptera, Acrididae. The record is from RefSeq and is a predicted model, not a curated record. Bases 47 to 487 code for a protein of 146 amino acids. The transcript has 7 exons.
UGAAUAUAUAAGUCUCUGCUCGCAAAGAACUGCUUGUUUGUACACCAUGGAGUUGAAACUACUGACUGUGUUGGCACUCUUCGCCGUAUGUGGUAUCGUACAGGCCAGGGAGGUCGCUCCGGAUUAUUGCGACUUAAUCUGCCUCCACAAACGAGAAGGCUCCAGCGCCACAAACGUGGUCCGUGGGAAGAAGCACCGCGCCUUCCGAUCAAAGGGACAACUGGCGCCCGCCAGCCGACGAUACGAUUAUGACUUCAGCACAUUCUGCGCGUAUUGCUAUGGCUGGGAGACAAAUGGAACAUUAGAUCGAGCAAUCUCUUCAAGACAAUCACAACCAUUUCCUGCAUCGAUCGUGUCGACAGCGAUGCAGAUUCCAGAAGAGGCAAUAAAUGGCGCCUUUGGUGGAUCUGGGUCACCACCGUUUCGUAAGUUCAUUUACUGUUUAGGUUACCAAAAUGGUAGUUUAAGCAACUCCAUUGGGAAAUGA